Molecule: messenger RNA, 2815 nt
Organism: Fomitiporia mediterranea MF3/22
Lineage: Eukaryota; Fungi; Basidiomycota; Agaricomycetes; Hymenochaetales; Hymenochaetaceae
Exons: 12
Coding region: 24-2738 (904 amino acids)
Biological process (GO): regulation of DNA-templated transcription; DNA-templated transcription
Molecular function (GO): DNA-binding transcription factor activity, RNA polymerase II-specific; zinc ion binding; DNA binding
Source: RefSeq, a predicted model, not a curated record
CGAUAAGGUCCACCCCUUUCUUAAUGCCUCCAGCACUCAGGAGCAGAGAGCCAAUUGAAAUUAGGAGAGCUCGAGGGGAGGUUGCUUGUGCCGAAUGUCGAAGGCACAAGCUGAAAUGCGAUCGAUCAAUCCCUUGCAGCACAUGCAUACGAAAGGGGUGCCAGGAGAUCUGUCCGAAUGGGACCUUGGCUGGCGUUCAACAACCGCGCCGGACUCAAACGCCCACGGAUGAAGAGACACGUCAACGCAAGCUCACUCAAAUGAGCAAAAGAAUUCGGCAGCUAGAAGACGCACUGCAGAUAUCUCAUAGCUCUGUGUCGACAGUCUCGCACCCGUUGCUCUCUGAAGACCUCUUAGACAUCAAAAGCCUAGGAGAAGAACCCGCAGAAGUCAAGAAGGAAAGCGAUGACGAGGACACUAUUGGCUCAUUCGGCACCUUGGCGGUGUUGGGUACAGGAAUAGAAUCCUACGUUGGCACGGACGCAUUGGUCAUUGAUCGGCUUAGCUCUGCUGAGACGAUUCAUCUGAAAGUGAAUCCAAUCAUCCCACCAUCUAUUUCCCGUGCCAGUGGCACGUUUCCAUUUACGCCUCUUUACCUCCCCACUGAAGAAAUCCAAGCGUCAAUCGAGCAAAGAUUGCCAUCCUUCGAACGAGCGUCUGCACUGAUUGAAGCCUAUCUCGAAAAUAUCUCAUGGUUCUCUCGAGCAGCUGAUCGAGAGCAGAUUAUGGAAGAGCUCAUACCUGAAGUUUAUCGAAGGCGCCGAAGCGCAAACACCAAUAGUAGUAAUACAGCAGAGCCAACACACCCACAUGUACUCUCGCUGCUACUUGCAGUGUUUGCUUGUGGCGCAGUAGCAGAUCUAACCCUUUCGCCGUGGAGUGAAGAGGCCGACGUAUACUAUAAUCUGGCUUGGACGGCUAUUAGUCUGAAGCCUGUUUUUGACGGUGCUGGCAUACACGUAGUGCAAACUAUCGCGCUACUCGGAUCCUACGAUAUUUUCUCGUGCCAGAAGAAUUCGCUUGAAGGGACAUGGAAAAUCAUCAGCUUUUGCAUGUCGCUGGCCUCGAGCAUUGGCUUACAUCGGGAUCCAGCACAUUUCAAACUUCCGCCCAAGCAAGUUCAACGUAGGCGAAAUUUAUUUUGGGAACUUUACUCCCUGGACAUGUGGAGGAGCAUUGGCUCUGGACGACCGAUAGCGUUCACCAUGUCAGUCGUUGACUGUGAAUUUCCGGAAGAUAAGGAUGCCACGCUCAACGAAGAUGGUACAAGGGUUCCUAGUUUGUGGCACAUUCGAUACCGCUUUGCAAGUGAAGUCAUGGCCGGAAUCGUAGAGAAACUUAGCUCCGCACGUCCCUUGAAGUACUCCGAAAUUCUUGUCUUUGACCAGCAGAUCCGUGACUUCGGUCCUCAACAUGUCGUCAACCUGGCCGCAGCAAACGCCAGUGCAUCACACGCAGAGAACGCAAGUAUGACGAGUCUUCUGAAGAAGUGUUUAUUGACUUUACUGAAAGAUGCAUCAUUACUUUUGUUGCAUCGGAAUUUCUUUGUUCGAGCACUGGCCGAGAACCCAUUGAAUCCAAUGAGGAGCCACUUUGCACCAUCGUUCCUAGCAACAUACCGCAGCGCAGCAAAUAUCUUACGUGUUAUACGCGAGCAAUUUGACUCUUGUGGACAUUAUUUGACGAGGGUCUGGCCAAUUUGGGCGCAUGCGCUUUCUGCGACUGUUAUGCUUGGUUCUGUGGCAGCGGGUGGGAUUACAUCCGUUCUUGCGCCUCAAGCGUAUCUGGAGUUCAACCUGGCUUUUGAAAUGUUGACCAAGGUGCAAACGCAUCCUCUUGUCAAGGAAGUGAUGCCGAUGUUGUUACGCCUGCGCGAUCAAGCAGUCCAAGCGCUGAUGAAGAGCUCGGACGUCGUGCCAGAAAGUCGGCCGUUGAUGGUCAACCUACCACCCACGAGAGAAGCAGAGAAGGAGUUCAACGUCGUCAGUGGGAUGGGACGAUUGAUUAGGAAAGGUCUUGAGGAAGGAAGACUUGGCCAUAAUGCGAUAUCCCGACUCAUUGACGAGUUGGGCCCGCCAGCGAGUGGGUCGAGGAGAUCCAUUUGCGCUCAGACAACGUCUGAUUCUUCAAGGGGAUUAUACGACGGAAUUGCUAUUGAUUGCCUUCCUAGUAGGACGGCCUUUGCAACUCCUGAAAGAGAAUCGCGCAGAAGUGGCUCGGAAGGCCUGGAUAGCCCUUUUGUUACUCGAGAAGGGAGCCAGGUUCCAAAUUCAGCGAUUCAAGCAGCAAACGGGACCGAGAGUGCACAAGUGAUGGAUCAUACAUCAGCGUCAUUGCCACCAUCCAGUUCAUCGCGCGGCUCUUCUGAAGGCGGACGUCAUGAACCCGUAGAGCAGCAAAUCCUUCACGGUGGGCACGGAAUGGACGUUGACUACAGUUCGAUUUCUCAGGCUGAUGACUUGACGGCGAAUACACAAGGCGAAGUCGAGCAGAUCCAGCAAAGUACGAGCCGCUCAACGCCCGAUACACCUCUUAACUUCGAUACACUGUCGACGCUUUCGCCAAAUGGGGUGUUUAACACGGAUUUCGACGUGAGCUAUAAUAUGCGUGCUUCGACGGGUGAAGAAAGCGUCCUGCCGCUGUUAUCUGAUGACAUGGACGUAUGGCGCACUAUCCUUCAGGAUUCACGCUUUUUCGGUAUUCCUGCUGAAAUGCCGAAUAGAGCUCAAGAAGAGUGAUAGCAGUAUUAGCUUGGUGUACCUUUCUUUUCAUCGUAUAGACUAUUUAUUGUACUACAUAGAAAAGAACAUUAAAC